AUGCCCAUUACUGUUAGCCUAUACAGUAAGAGUCUCCAUGCGAGAAGAUUGGUAAAUGCCUGAACUUGGGUUUUAUGUCAGACUUCCUGGUGCAGUGUAAUUCCUCAUCACACUGCCUUGGCUGGAGCCCUUACCUUUGCCCUUAAUGCGAGUUUCUCAGCUCAACGAACCCCCACAUCCCAUAAUUUCUCUAGCAUCAUCUGCUAUAAACUGUCCCUGGGCCAGCAAGUGAAACUGGAUGUGAGCAGCCUUUGUUCUUCUGAUUUUAAUGUUCUUCCUCCCAUAGUGAUGGAUGAAUUGGCUCUCUCCUCUGGAAAGGACCUCACUGACCGCUGUUCUGAUCGUCUUCUGGAACCAUCAGCACAUCCAGAUUCAUCAUUGAUCGAUCAUUCGUCUCCCAAGAUCAACCCUCCCUGUCGUUUUUUCUUGGAAGGACGCUGCCAUUUUGGUGCCCGCUGCCAAAACCACCAUCCUGGUGAUGCUGGAGAUGUUCGUCAUUUAGAUGAUCCUGGACCUGUCCAUGAUCCUUCCUUGCAGCUCACAGAAGGGAAGAAACCUCCCAUGAAAACAGCAGAGGAUGUCAUUUCCCGACUCCUCUGGGAUACACAGGUACCUGCUGAAGAGUUCUGUAUUGGCUACCUUGACCGGUUCUUGGGCAUCUUGGAGGAAUCUUUUACUUCUUUCUCAUGGGAGGAUCUAGCCUCUGUUGGUCCUGGCGUACUGGCUAUCCCUAAACAUAGGAUCCAGUAUUUUAAAUACAGAGACCGUGUGGUUUGGGACAAAGUCAGUCGCACAGACGAUGUUUUUGGGUCCACAGGAAGUGGAAAAACCAUCUUAGAAGUGAUGGAGGAAGAAGACACGCGGGCCAUGAAGGAAGCGUCUGGUCUUCCAAAUAGACUCCAAGCUGAACAAGAAGAGGCUGAUGGUCAUUCAGCCAAGGAGAAAGAGCUGAACAGGACAGCUAGUGGACAGGAGUCCGUGAUGGAUAAUUUGGAGUUGGUUGGAGACACAUUCACCAACCAAGGAGGAAACGUGGUGAGCAAAGACAAGGAAAGAGAGGCAGUCAGCUCAGUUAAAAGGGAAGAAUUCAAACAUGCUUGCGCUGUCAAAAUAGAACACGAACCAGUGAUGGUGAAAACAGAAAACGUGGAUUUGGAAAGCAGGGCAGGGAGGCGCUUCUCUUAUCCCAAGGAGCGCCCCACCCAUUUCAUAGCUAUCCCGAUCACCAGCCCAGAGAUCCGGGAAGCUGUGAAACAUUUCCAAGAGGCCUUAUGUGCCGUCAGCUCAGACUUCACUCCCUUCUGUGUGCCCAGAGCGACACUGCACAUCACACUCUGCCUGCUGCACUUGGACACCCCUGAAGAAAUCCACAAAGCUAUCAUGGCUCUCGAAGAACUGCAGGCUGACUUCCAGCGACUGCUGCCCCCAGCCUUGCUUCUCACCUUCCGGAACUUGGAGUCUUUUAAUUCACGGGUCCUUUACUUGGCCCCAGUCCCUGUACCCCAGCUGGGGGUCCUGGCUCAAGGUUUGGAAGACGCCUUCGCUGAGAAGGGCCUGACUGUGAUUAGUCCUCCAGCCAAAGGGAAGUUCCACUUGACUGUUGCGAAGAUUCCUCCGAGGAAAUCAAUGCCACAGCUGCCAUCAGGUUUGACUUGGGCUCCUACAGUAGAGGAUCUAGGCAUCCAGGCAGUAGAGGCCAUAUGUCUGUAUGAGGUAGGAAAAGGCAAAAGAACUGAUAAUUUGUAUGUCAGCAUACUGAAAUUGGAUUUAUAUGGAGGACGUGGAAUAUAAGCAAACUUCUCCUCUUUAGAAAA
Candoia aspera is the source of this 1814-nucleotide messenger RNA. It is a transcript of the gene LENG9, whose product is annotated as leukocyte receptor cluster member 9. The transcript has a single exon. Lineage: Eukaryota; Metazoa; Chordata; Lepidosauria; Squamata; Candoiidae. Gene Ontology annotation, molecular function: metal ion binding. Bases 289 to 1791 code for a protein of 500 amino acids. The record is from RefSeq and is a predicted model, not a curated record.